CUGUGGUUCGCGCACCAUUCAGCGAACCUCCGCUCGGUCAUCAUUGAACCUGACUUUCGGGACAGUCCUGCAAACAAAACAGUUGGAAUUGGUGUGUUGAACAGGGUAGCUGCGAAUCACCGAAUAUACACCAUCGAGAAACAGAUCAUAAUGGAUUGGCCAUUGAAUGACCCCAAGUUCAUCAAGGAGGAUUUAGAACAGUUCUUUGCAUACCAGGAAAAGCCUCAACGAAGCAAAGCAGUUGGCCGGUUUUGGGGCAGCGAUGAUUUGGAUGAGAGGCCAUUACACGCAGAUUGCGAUGUACGCGAGUGGCUCGAGCUGUCGAAGGAUCAAAGCCAAAAGCCUGGACUGUCUUUCAUUCUCGCCAGCUGUCAUGAAGCCACCCGGCAUAACCCAGCACAUCUCAGGAAACUAUCUUUUACCUAUGAAGCCUUCCAACAGAUUACAAGCUCUCUUCCGCUGCAUGGGGACACAGCGCGUAUCAUCAGCAGAUCGGACUUGUCUUUCUUUGAAGAGAUAGAUCUCUACUCGCACGCUGGUAGAAACAUCUAUUAUUGCUGUCGCACAUCUGGUCUUUGGGCCGAAGAUUUGGCAGUUUCUUGUGUCUUCAACCCAAAGACAGGAUUCACGUCUGGAGUUGUCUUUGGUUGUUCGGACGAUGUUGCGGAAGAAAUAGCAGGGCGCAUAGAGAACGCGGAGAAUUCCUGGAUGCACCCUCUGCUGAUGAUCGGUAUCGUUGCGGAGAUCGAAAGAACACGACAUAUGAAACUGGUUGAGGAUCACUUAUUCAAGCUUCUUCAGCGCGUCCAGAGCAUGAGCAAGUCACCUGAGAUCUUGCCGACUUCCCAACUGGCCCGCGAGAACUACUCGGUUGACCUGUGGAUUGAGGUCAGUCAGCUGAGAAUUGCUCUUGUUGCAUGGCGGGCCCAGCUGUGCAAAAUGGAUGCCCAUAUUCAAGAUUUAGAGAAGAUUUUUUUGGAGGCGCUUUCUCGUCACGAGGAGAUUAACUCGUCAUCGCCGUGCUCAGUGGAAUUGGGAAACAGUUUCGACUCGGGCAGGACUCUCACCUUCGGCCACAACGAUAUAUACGAGGUCAAUCAGACUUCUGACGAAUUGAAAGCGUUAGGAUCAUGGCAUCAAUACGCCAGAGAAGAGGGAAGAAGAAUACAGAAGAGACUCAGAGAGAUCAUUGGCGAAUAUGACUGCAAACUCAGAGAGUGUUCCAUGGUCCUCGAUGGGGUGUCAUUGUCAGCCCAGCUGUCGCUGUUCUCGAUGACAUUCUUUAACUGGGAUGCGUCAGAAGGGGAGCAAAUUGUGUCUCCCUAUGUCUGGAUAUACUCGGUGGCCGUAGUGCCCAUCACUGCGGUGGUUGUAGGGCUAUGGUAUUACCUGACAAAGCGAACGCGGUUCAGCGAUACUGAUUGCACUUAUGGAUGAAAAAGUAUAACUUGCAUAUUUCCUAGGAGAUGGCUUGGUUAUCACAGACUAUUAUUUGGGCGAACCUCUACAAAAACAUGGUGACAUUAUGAGAAUGAAACUAUGGCUGAGCUUUUGCGCUCCUUGCUGUAACUGAAGAGCAUCGCACAGAUUUGACUUUCCGAGCGAAGCUCAAAGAUCUAGGCGGAGAACCACGA
Messenger RNA from Podospora pseudocomata, 1634 nucleotides. RefSeq lists its product as uncharacterized. The record is from RefSeq and is a predicted model, not a curated record. NCBI's taxonomy places the organism in Eukaryota, Fungi, Ascomycota, Sordariomycetes, Sordariales, Podosporaceae. The transcript is spliced from 7 exons. Bases 151 to 1437 code for a protein of 428 amino acids.